Molecule: messenger RNA, 1140 nt
Organism: Trypanosoma brucei brucei TREU927
Lineage: Eukaryota; Euglenozoa; Kinetoplastea; Trypanosomatida; Trypanosomatidae
Gene: Tb927.4.330
Exons: 1
Coding region: 1-1140 (379 amino acids)
Source: RefSeq, a predicted model, not a curated record
AUGCCACGAACGUUCUAUAGGAGGACUGCGACUCUCUGCGUUUCCGCCGCUGUUGCCACCUUCACCAGGCGUUCUUCCGUGUGGCUGCAAGAACUGUCAUCUCCUGUGAGUGGUUCUGAGCAACUUCUAGCAUGCAUGGACUUUUUAGAUGCACACAAAGGGCAGUGGCGCAUCGAAAGUACAAGUUUUCCGCCACCAGCGAAGUUAGAGAGCGUAGGGAAUGAACCGGGGUUGCAGGUACUUCGGCUAAGCACAACGUACACCGCCGUGUCUAAUGGUGGUCGAGGAGUGCCAGUUCUUCGUCUCAUUGGUUACCUUCCUGGGGUGGCUCCUGAGGAAGUUCACCGCCACAUGACAGAUCUCAAGCUGCGACGGCAAUGGGACCACAAUUACACAAUGUUUUGUCGAUGGGACGACGGCACGCGGAAGUUUAUUGACCCGUUGGGUCUUAUACGGCGCCCCAUGGAGCAUGUGACACGCAAAACUCCGGUUUGUGAGGGUGACAGAUGUCUCUUGUUGCCAGAUGUCACCAGUUGCGUUGUCGACAGCGGUUGGUUUGCCCACAGGGUGGGGAACUCGCUGUUGGAAAAAUUUGGAAUCGCAGAGCGCCUAUUUAUUUAUCAACGUCGUUCCUUGUGUUACACAAAGCAAGGGGGGGCCGACGCCAAUCCGCUGAGAAUGUAUGAUGUCCUCUAUAGUGGAGAUGGCGAGAUGCUAAACCAUGCGCGGACACAGUCUGAGCGGUUUGCCGAGUGGAUGCGGUCAUGCAGCGGAGGGCGGAAGGUUUCUCUUGUUUCUAUGAAUUAUCAACACGUACUUAUCGUCCCUAUUUCUGAUGUCACAGCUCAAGUUUGGAAGCAACCGGAUCGCUUGUCGUUUGGUGGGAGUAUGGUGAGCGAAGAGAACACAAAGGCAGUGUAUAAUCUUUUCAUGGAGACUACCAGUCAUUUCAAAGAAACCCGGAAACUGGACGGGACUCUUGUGGUGAUGACAUCUGCGAACGACGCCAGCAUCCCAAGUCACAUUCCAAUGUGGCUUCAACGAAAACUGACUUCAGUCUUCUCGACCUACGUGUAUCAGCAACUCCUCGAAGCGAUACUGUCGAAAAGAAGGGAUCUAAACAGUGAGGGUAAGUUCUAG